AUGCAGUUGCAGCGCAGAAAAAUAAACAAGGAGAGCUUUGCAAGAUCGGUGCUCAUACGACACUGCAUGGCCACACCUUUACAGCAAGUGGGUUUACAAGUUUGGAGAGGAGCUCUGCUAAUGUGUGAUUUUAUACUUCAUCAUGUUCAGCUAUUUCGAGAAUGUUAUUGUUUAGAAUUAGGAGCAGGUGUUGGCCUAGCGAGUCUAAUAGUAGCGCCCUAUGCAAAACGCGUUUAUGCAACUGAUAUUGGUGACGAUAUUCUAAAAAAUUGCUACCUCAAUCUUAACUACAAUGAACAUUUACUGACCAAUAGAUCAAUUUAUGAUAUCAUUCGAGUUCGAGAAUUAAAUUGGCUAGAUGGUAUACCGAAACUAGAUUCUAAUAGCGCAGCCAGUACAAUAAACGGUCAAUUUUCAUGGCUAAAGGAUGAUCUUCUCGAAUUGUAUGAUUGUGUCGAUACGAUAAUCGCGUGCGAUGUUAUUUAUGAUGAUAACCAAACAAGUGCAUUAUUAACAUUAAUCAAAGAUAUACUAACGCUAAGGAAUCCGAAAAAUAGUAGAAAAACUGUUUAUGUAGCUAUGGAAAAAAGAAUUAAUUUUACUUUAAUAGAUUUAGAGGAAACUGCACCAGCUUAUAAUCAUUUCCUCAGCAGCUUGGAUGAGCUGAUAGUAAAGAAUGACUGCAAGCUUACUGCUCAACGAAUUGAUAUCAGUUUCCCACAAUACUUUCAAUAUGAACGCGUAAAGCAAUUAGAGUUAUGGAAAUUGACUGCUGGCCUGGAAUAG
Trichoplax adhaerens is the source of this 786-nucleotide messenger RNA. RefSeq lists its product as uncharacterized. Bases 1 to 786 code for a protein of 261 amino acids. Gene Ontology annotation, molecular function: protein methyltransferase activity. Gene Ontology annotation, cellular component: nucleus. Gene Ontology annotation, biological process: protein methylation. Lineage: Eukaryota; Metazoa; Placozoa; Uniplacotomia; Trichoplacea; Trichoplacidae. The transcript has a single exon. The record is from RefSeq and is a predicted model, not a curated record.